Molecule: messenger RNA, 4868 nt
Organism: Bicyclus anynana (squinting bush brown)
Lineage: Eukaryota; Metazoa; Arthropoda; Insecta; Lepidoptera; Nymphalidae
Gene: Pi3K59F
Product: phosphatidylinositol 3-kinase catalytic subunit type 3
Exons: 19
Coding region: 110-2857 (915 amino acids)
Biological process (GO): endocytosis; phosphatidylinositol-mediated signaling; autophagy of peroxisome
Cellular component (GO): peroxisome; phagophore assembly site; endosome
Molecular function (GO): 1-phosphatidylinositol-3-kinase activity
Source: RefSeq, a predicted model, not a curated record
UAGAAUUUAGUGAUAAAAAAUCACAUUAUUUUAACACAAAAACCUGUGGCUGUGAGAAGAGAGCAAUUGUGCCGUUCAAUAGCUAAUAGAUAUUAUUAAAAGCUGCAAAAUGAAUGAAAUCGAUGAUAAAUUCUACUAUGUGUAUAGCUCAUCUUUGGAUCACAAAGUAGAAAUAAAAAUUGGUACCCUGGAAGGGAAGCGGUCUAAGCCAGAGUAUGACAAGUUGCUCUCGGACCCAAUGCUCAAAUUCUCCGGGCUGUACCAGGAAGGCUGCUCCGACUUGUAUGUGACGUGCCAGGUGUUGUGUGAUGGGGUGCCACUGGCGUUACCUGUCACUACGUCAUACAAGUCUUUUACUAACAGAUGGAAUUGGAAUGAGUGGGUGACUUUGCCAGUGUAUUAUAGUGACUUGCCCCGCAAUGCCAUCCUAGCUAUGACAAUCUACGACUGUGCUGGCCCCGGCAAACUGAUGGUGGUGGGCGGUACCACCAUAUCACUGUUUGGUAAACAUGGCAUGCUGAGACAGGGCAUGUUCGACCUUCGAGUGUGGCCUGGAGUGGAGGGCAGCGAGAAGACGCCGGGCAAGGCGCCCGACCGCGGCAAGGAGCAGAUGCAGAGGCUCGCCAAGCUGGCCAAGAAACACAGGAAUGGACACAUACCGAAGGUAGACUGGUUGGACAGGCUGACGUUCCGGGAGAUAGAGAUGAUCAACGAGAAAGAGAAGAGGAGUUCCAACUACAUGUACUUGAUGAUCGAGUUCCCCACCGUUCAGAUCGACGGCAUCGACCACGCGGUGGUCUAUUAUGAGCAAGACGGAGACGAAAUGUACCAAUUCAGAGCUCAAGCAGAGAUCGUCACUGUACCAGACUACGAAAUAUUACAGGAAAACUUAGUAGAGAGCAAGCAGCAUCGGCUGGCGCGCUCGCUGCGCUGCGCGGUGCCCGGUCGCGACGCCAAGCCGUCGGCCGCCGAGCGCGACCAGCUCGCCGCUCUGCUGGCCGCGCCGGCUGCGCUGCAUGCUCUCUGCGCCGACGACCAGGACCUCGUGUGGAAGUACCGGUUCUACUUAUCGUCGCACCGCCGAGCGUUGACCAAAUUCCUAGCGUGCGUCAACUGGAACCGUCCAGGCGAGGUGCGCCAGGCGCUGGCCAUGAUGAAGCAGUGGGCUCCGAUGGACGUGGAGGACGCUCUGGAGCUGCUCACGCCCAAGUUCACGCACCCCGCCGUCAGGAAGUACGCAAUAUCAAGACUGAAACAAGCUCCCGAUGAAGACUUACUACUGUAUCUGUUACAACUGGUGCAAGCAUUGAAGUACGAAGACUAUAUGGAAAUACAUGAUGAAUACGCGCGGAUCUGCGGCAAGGAGGUGGCGGUGUACUCGGACGCGGAGGGCAAGCUGCUGCAGAGCGGCCACAGGGGCAGCCAGGCCAGCUUGCUGUCCACUUCAGUGUUAACGGCGAGCGAGAUGACGUCGUCCACGACCAGCAGACAGUCAGACUCCGCGGUGGAAGAGUCCGCCGCAGUCGCCGAGAGCCUCGCCAGCAACGCCGGCGUCGAAGUCAACGACGAUUACCUUGAAUCUUUGGAGCCAUCCGAAGAACGCCUGAGCCUCGCCAGUUUCCUGAUCGCGCGCGCCUGCCACAACAGCGUGGUCGCCAACUACCUGUACUGGUACCUGCUCAUCGAGUGCGAGGACACGGACACGGGCGCGCGGGACCUCGCCGCGCGCGCCAUGUACCUCGCCGUCAUGCGCACCUUCUCGCACCAGCUCGCCAAGGGCGCGGCGGAGCUGGUGCGCACGCGCAGCUCCCUGGCGCGCCAGCAGGUGUUCAUCGACAAGCUGGUGGCGCUGGUGCGGCGCGUGGCGCGCGAGAGCGGCAACCGCAACAAGAAGGCGGAGCGCCUGCAGCAGCUGCUCGCCGACGCCGACGCCUUCAAGUUCAACUUCGCCAACUUCGAGCCGAUGCCCUUCCCGCUCGACCCCAGCGUCAACAUCAAGGGUAUAGUGGCGAAGAAGGCGAGCCUGUUCAAGUCGGCGCUGAUGCCGUGCAAGCUCACGUUCCUCACCAGCGAGGGCGUGGAGUACGAGGCCAUCUUCAAACACGGAGACGACUUGAGGCAGGACCAGCUCAUCUUGCAGAUGAUCACGCUCAUGGAUAAAUUGUUGAGGAGAGAGAACCUGGACCUGAAGCUGACGCCGUACAAAGUGCUGGCGACGAGCUCGAAGCACGGCUUCCUGCAGUUCGUGGAGUCGGUGACGGUGGCCGAGGCGCUGGCCGCGGAGGGCAGCAUCCAGAACUUCUUCCGCAAGCACACCCCGUGCGACGGCGCGCCCUACGGCAUCAAGCCCGACACCAUGGACACCUACAUCCGCAGCUGCGCCGGCUACUGCGUCAUCACCUACCUGCUGGGAGUGGGAGACCGGCACCUUGACAACCUGCUACUGACGAAGGCGGGCGCGCUGUUCCACAUUGACUUCGGCUACAUCCUGGGCCGCGACCCCAAGCCGCUGCCGCCGCCCAUGAAGCUCAGCAAGGAGAUGGUGGAGGCCAUGGGCGGCGUCACCUCCGACCACUUCCACGAGUUCCGCAAGCUCUGCUACACCGCCUUCCUGCACUUGAGGAGACACGCCAACCUGGUGCUGAACCUGUUCUCGCUGAUGACGGACGCGUCGGUGCCGGACAUCGCGCUGGAGCCGGACAAGGCGGUCAAGAAGGUGCAGGACAAGCUCAGGUUAGACCUAGGCGACGAGGAGGCCGUCCACUACCUCCAGAACCUUCUGGACAUGUCAGUAACCGCUGUGAUGGCGGUGCUGGUCGAGCAGUUCCACAAGUUUGCACAGUACUGGAGGAAAUAGCUGCUACUUGGAAAUUACUAGCGGACGCCUGCGACUUCGUCCUCUCACAGGCAGCCUUCCCAUUAUGUCGAACCGACAGUUUACCGUACAUUUUGAAGUGUCGUGGCUUGUAUAUUUAAAUUGAGGUGUUCACAUAUAUGAUGGUACGACUAAAUGUUGUUCAUGAUAUCUUUUUGUCUGUGACUGUUAACGACGCAAACACCAUUCUUGUUAUUUGUUUGUCCGUUACAAAGUGGUCUUCGAUCCGGCUCGAAGGACCACUUCGUAACGACCGAAACUAAACAGAAAUAAUUGGCGAAAAUGAGCUCUUCGGGACGUAUAACGUAACAAGGGAUGUUAACCGUUGAUAAUUCGUAACGAACUGAGUGGUUUAAUUAUCUGUGACCCUUUUUUUCGUCAAAACUGUAUAUUUUCUUUUUAAAUAUUAUAAUUGAUAAUUUGCGUCGCCAACAGUGACGACAGAUUAUCGUGGUAAUGUGAACGGCUAGCACGACAGUUGUAAAACUAAAAAAAUCGUCACAAUAAACCGACACAAUAAAAACCGAUACGUAUUACUGCCACGACAGCGAUAAUAUCGUACACAUCGAACACAGAACCGAUAAUAUUGACCAGAUCCAAUGGGAACUCCUGUCACGACUGUCGUUUAGCGGUAAAUAUCGGUGUUUUUCAACGAUAAAAGUCGUUAUGGUAAGAACAGCUAGAGACGACAAUGGUCCAACGGUAAAUUUUACUGCUUCGACAUAUGAGGAUGCACCGUUAGGCCUCCUUAAACGGUCCCUGUCGCAAAAUUCGUUUUUAGCAUAUGUUUACUAGUUAUAAAUUAUAUUUCCUGCCAAAUUUCAUCUUUAUAUGUCAAGCGGUUUUCAAUAUUUAAUGAUGGCUUAACUUUUCUAUAUACAGGACGAUUCACUUGUUAUAUUUAUAUCUCGACUAGUAGGCCUAUGCUUGCAUGCGUCAAAUUAUCUGGUAAAGAGAAAAGACGAUCAUUAUCAAUCCAUAUUCGGCUCACUGCUGAGCUCGAGUCUCAAAAUAAGAGAGGUUAGGCCAAUAGUCCACCACGCUGGCCCAAUGCAGAUUGGUAAGACUUCACACACGCAGAGAAUUGAGAAAAUUCUCUGGUACGCAGGUUUCCUCACGAUGUUUUUCCUUCACCGUUUGAGACAUGUGAUAUUUAAUUUCUUAAAAUACACACAACUGGAAAGUUGGAGGUGCAUGCCCCAGACCAGAUUUGAACCCACACCCUCCGGAAUCUGAGGCAAAGGUCACAUUCACUGGGCUAUCACAGCUACUGGUUAAUAAUUGAUAUUUAGUACUUUAAGUAGAUAUUAUGUUCAUAUUUUAAAUAAGAUGAUCUGUUGAAAAUAAAAUUACUAUCUAAUAUAAAUAAAUUAAUAAAUAUAUUUGGAAAAUACAUGACUAUAAAGUCCACUUAAAAUAACUUGAAGACAUUACUUGAAGUAAUAGCCAAGGGUUAUAAAAAUACUCAGAUCUCAAUGAAAUAAAGUUUUUAUAAAUAGAAGUUAAUUAUGUUUAUAAAACUGCAAUAAAAAUAUGUAGUUUUUUUUUAUAUUUGUAAUUAUAAAAAGCAGGAACAACAUUUGUUAUAGUAUAUUUAAUGAAGGACUAGGACUCUGGUUCUAUUAUUAUCAUAAUAUUAUACAUGUAAAAAAUUAAAGAGUUAAUAAUUUUUGCAAUAAAUAAUAAAUAAAUAAACAACACCAAAUAGUAAUAAGAUGAAGGCUGUUUUAGCAUGACAUUAAAACUUUUCAUAAAAUUUUCCAAAAUUAACUUGUAACGUCAUGAGAAAUUCAACAUGGCGGUACUUCCAAAAUAGCAUAAAAUUUAUUUUGUAUAUGCCAAUAUAUUUAGUAGAAAAAUACAUAUUAUAAAUUAUCUUGAUGUAUAUUCCAUUAAAAUGUGUAUUAUAAAGGAAAAAAAUAAGCCUGUCAUAGCUGUAAGAAAUAUAUUUGUAAUUUUUUACUGUGAUAUUUAAAAAUAAAAUAUUUUCUUU